Messenger RNA from Eriocheir sinensis (Chinese mitten crab), 4402 nucleotides. RefSeq lists its product as uncharacterized. Gene Ontology annotation, biological process: transmembrane transport; monoatomic anion transport. Gene Ontology annotation, molecular function: transmembrane transporter activity. The transcript is spliced from 10 exons. Gene Ontology annotation, cellular component: membrane. Bases 129 to 4004 code for a protein of 1291 amino acids. The record is from RefSeq and is a predicted model, not a curated record. NCBI's taxonomy places the organism in Eukaryota, Metazoa, Arthropoda, Malacostraca, Decapoda, Varunidae.
CACGGCACGCCGGCCUUGUGGUGGCAGGGCAGGACGGAGUAGUGUGCCGUCGUGCGGGAGGCUGAGUAGUUGUCUGUCUGUGUGUGUGUUUGUGUGUGUGUGUCGGGCAGCGCGGCGGUGUGGAGGUCAUGCUCGCGUCUGGAUGCCGGGACGAGGUCACGGUGGAGGGCGGCGGCGGCAGCGGUGGCAGCGUGGGACGGGUGUCCUCGGUGACGGGCGAGGCCGUGCCCCGCGCCGCGCUGGCCACCAGGUACGUGCUGGUGUUCCUGGGCUUCCUGGGCUUCGUGAAUCUGUACAUGCUGCAGCUCAACCUGCUGGUGGCGCUGCCCGUCAUGGUGAAUCACACGGCCAUCAUCGGCCACGACUACGCCCUCUCCGGGCUGGGCAUCCAGCCCGUGGUGAAGGACGACCAGAUGAUGCUCUUCGGGCCCGGCGGCCCGGCUGACUCAGGCGGGACCACCCCCCAGCAGGACGAGGUGCCCUCCCGCUCCGUCGUGGGCCACGGGGACGUGCUGAAGCCCUCGCGGCGUGGCAAGGUCGUGGGCCGCGACGGAGCCCUCAAGAUCGGCAGCACGUUUGGGCUGCAGCCCGGCCCGCCGCGCGCCCUGGGCCCGGCGCGGGGCGGCCAGCCCGAAGUGGUCAACACGUGGCUGCGGGCCGGCAAGCGGGGCCGAGGCGAGGCCGCCGUCGCCACCCCCACGCCCGAGGAGGCCACGACGACCCUCCUGCCUGAUGAAACGACCACGGCGGGCUACGAGACCGAAGAGGAACGCUACACGACGGUGGUGAGCGUGGACGGCUACCCCGACGACACCACCGAGGCGGUCACGGACACAGAGUCGCCCCUGGAGGACAUCACCACAGCCAGCCCUCAGCUCGCUGCCACGGAGAACCCGGCCAGCGAGGACGGGCCAGCAGGCGAGGCGGCGCUGACGGAGGCUCCGGAAACCAGCACCAGCCCGACAUUCACUCCUGCCGCGGCCACCACCUCAGAACUCUUGCACAUGCCCGUCCCCGCGACGCCCGCCCCGCCCGCCCCGCCAGGCCUGCAGUCAACGGAACCGGCGACUGAGACGACGACUGAGGGCGGUGAGGUGACGACGUUACCCGCGACUCUUGACCUUGGCGAGACUGGGAAUGCCAACACCGAGCUCGAGGAGGCUUGGCGCGACCCACCGCCAGCGACGGAACGAGCUGCCGAGGCUUCCACCAGUGACGCCAAAACCUCGACCACUCCAAGCGUCCCCUCAGCACCCACUACACCAAGCUCCGUCACCACCCCCGCCACAACAACCACAACCUCUCAGAUCACAACCAACGCCCCCACCUCCCCAAGUACCACCAUGGCCCCAACCACCACCACCAUAACCUCCACAACCUCUCAGAGCCCAACCACUGCCCCCACCUCCUCAAGUACCACCACCACCUCCACCGCCACAAGCUCCACAACCUCUCAGAGCCCAACCACUGCCCCCACCUCCCCAAGUACCACCACCACCACAACCUCCACAACCUCUCAGAGCACAAACACCUCCCCAAGUACCACCAUGGCCCCAACCACCACCACCACAACCUCCACAACCUCUCGGAGCCCAACCAACGUCCCCACCUCCCCAAGUACCGCCACCACCACCACCACCACCACCACCACCACCGAAUCCAGUACACAGGGUGCCCCCGAGGACUCCACCCUCGUACCUACGUCUCGGGACGAAGAGGACCUCGCCACGACCACAGAGAUGACCCCGAGCCGCCUGAGUAAGCGAUCGAUCGACGAGACGCCAGAGACAACGGGCUUGGCCAGCGACCCUCAACCCACGGAGUCCUAUUCUCAGCCCCUUUCGCCUCCUACCAGUGCAGCUGCCGGUGAAGGAACAGAUCCUAGCGCCCUUACAGACACGCCCUAUACUGAAACGUCUCUGGAACCGGCUCUGAAGGCGUCUGAACAAGUGACGGAGAGCUACAGUCUUGGGAAAGUGACGGAAGAGUACAGCUUUGGAGGCGAGGCUCUCGAGGUUGGUACGGAAGGCUACACGCUGGAUACGACCACGACCUCAACGCCCAACGAGGAGGUAACACUGCCCAGCGGCGGGACAGAGGACACGACGCUGCCCUGGUAUAUCGGCGAUGAGUGGGACAUCGUCAACGUAACCAACACCUUUGAUAACACCAACAACACGAACUCCUCCUCGUCCUCCUCCUCCUCCUCCUCCUCCUCCUCGUCCUCCUCCUCCUCCUCGUCUUCCUCGUCCUCCAGUGAGAGUUCGGAGGAUUCAGAAGAGGAUAGUGACGAAGAGGAUGAGAGCAAUGAAGGGAGGGAGUUGGAUUCCGAGGAACUGGCCGAGCUGAACCUGUACAACCAAACCCAUCAUCUGGACGGCGCUCGCUACAACGGCUCCCACGACAACAGCGACGAGAGCGAAGAGUCCGGGGAGGAAGACGACGACGACGACGAUGAAGACGAAGAUGAUGAUGAAGAUGAGGAUGAUGAGGAUGAAGAUGAGGAUGAGGAUAAUGAUGAGGACGAGGAGGAGGAAGGUGAUGACAACGAUGAGGAGGAAAAUGCGUCCCAGGAGGGCGGCCGCAGUCAGAGCUAUGAAUUCACGCUACCCGGCCCCUUCCCGUCCACCGUCUGUUUUGAACCUAGAAUGGUCGUACGUCCGGAGCCUCCAAGGGACGGCGAGUUCAAAUGGGAGGCAGAGCUGCAGGAACGUCUUCGCUCAGCCUUCUCGUGGGGCUUCCUUCUGACGCAGCUGGUGGGCGGGCGGCUGGCGGGCGUGCUGGGCGGAAAGCUACUUCUUCUCCUCGGGGUCGUUCUGGCGGCGGUGCUGACCCUGCUGGUGCCCGUAGCCGCCGUCCGGGGUCCCUACUGGCUGCUGGCCGCUCGCAUCAUGAUAGGAGCCGCGCAGGGUGUGUGUAUGCCGGCCAUGCACGCGUUGCUGGCUCAGUGGGCGCCGCCGAUGGACCGCACAAUCAUGACAGCCUUCACCUACUCGGGCCUGGCGGUGGGCGCGACGCUGGGGGGUCCGGUUUCGGAGUGGGUGGUGACCGUGAUGGGCUGGCGCGGGCUCUUCUACUGCCAGGGCGUGGUGGCGUUGGUGUGGUGUGUGGCGUGGCAGCUCCUCACGGCCGAGAACCCCGCACAGCACCCCAAGAUUAGCCCGCACGAGAGGACACUCAUCAUAUCGUCCAUCGGGAUACAGCACGCGGGGAGAGGCUUGCCCGUCCCCUGGAUGCAUAUAUUUAGGUCCCGCCACGUGCUUGGUGUAGUGGUGGCCGAGGUCGGGUUCGCCUGGGCCUGGUUCACCCUCCUGCACCAUGCCAGAGAGUACUUGGUCACCGUCAUGCACGUACCCGACCACCAGGUCCGUGUGACGUGGGGCGCGGCUCUGAUGGCCACGUGGGUCCUGGCAAUGGUCUACGCCACGCUCGCUGAUUGGGUCCGCCGUACGAAUCGCAGCUCAACCGUUGUGGUCCGCCGCGUCGCUAACACCAUCUGCUCAGUGGUGACGGCGGCGUGCCUGGUGGGUGUGGCACAGUCCCGCUGCUCCCCCGUGGGCGUGCUGGUGUGGUCCGCCAUGGCCCUCGCGCUCGGGGUCUCCGCUGCCUUCUCCUCUUUCUUCCCCAACAUGCUGGAGCUGGCGCCCAACCACGCCGCGGCUAUCAUGAGCGUGGGCGGGACAGCGCGGGCGGUGGUGCAGGUGCUGUCACCUCUAUACGUCGCCUACCUCACAGACGGACAGGCGACCUUGGAGCGGUGGCGCAUGGUGUGGUACACGGGUGCUAUCGUCCUGCUGCUCACCAACUGCCUCUACUUCUUACUGGCGUCGUCCAAGGAGCAGGUGUGGAACAGGCCCGUCACGGUGCCCAUCUACCCCAAGCGCGAGGCGAACAUCCUGGCGCAGGGCCGGCACCGCCCACCACCCAGGCCGCAGCUCGGGCCCCAGUACGUCCUCCAGCGGGGGAACAAGAACCCCGCCUAUGUAUACACCGAGCACUUGUAGACAGCUGCCGUGUGUGUAUGUGUGUGUGUGUGUGUGAGUGAGUGUGUGUGUGCGUGUGUGUGUGUGUGUGUGUGCGCCGCCAGCACUGCAAUAGUCUUGUUUUAAUCAGUCCAUGCGUGUAAGAUGUGAGUUACCUGUUAACUGUCGUGUGUGUGUGUGUGUGUGUGUGUGUGUGUACAUAUUACCACCUGGACGGUACUGUAUUUAUAAGUCGCUGGCUGGAGGGUCGUCAUGUGAUAUAUAGAGAUGUAUUCCAUAAACAUUAUUUGCUUCACGUAAACUGAAUAGGACCUUAUAGUCUCGUGUGUCCCUGUGUGUGUGUGUGUGUGUGUGUGUGUGUGUGUUCCCUGUCCGUUGUAAGUAUCCGAAACAAAAAAUAUAUCAAUCAAUAAACAUUU